UAUUCUUUUCAUCCUGUAUUGCCUACAUCUUACAAUUUUUUGUGCAUCUUGGAUCAGUAGUAUCUUGGGUUGUCAAAUUCAAGAACCCACCAAAGAAAAAGAGCAAAAAUGUUGGAGGAUCAAGUGACUAACCUCUUGCAGAGGUAUUUGGGAAAUUACGAAGGUCUCAAUAAAGAAACUCUUAAGAUCAGUGUUUGGCGAGGUGAUGUUGAGUUAACAAACAUUCAACUGACGCCAGAGGCACUUAAUGAGUUGAAGUUGCCGGUGAAAGUUAAAGCAGGAUUUCUUGGAUCAGCUAAACUCAUGGUUCCAUGGAGUAGGCUUGGUCAGCAUCCGGUUUUGGUUUACUUGGAUCAAAUUUUCCUUUUAGCCGAGCCUGCAACCUCAGUUGAAGGGUGUAGUGAGGAUGCUGUCCAAGAAGCAAAGAAAAGCCGAGUACGGAACUUGGAAUUGAAGCUAUUAGAGAGGAUGCACCAACUGAAGCCGGCAAUGAAUAACUCGUGGUUGGGAUCCCUUAUCAGCACAAUAAUGGGUAACCUGAAGCUCUCCAUCUCUAAUAUUCACAUCAGAUAUGAGGAUCUUGAGAGCAACCCUGGUCACCCUUUUGCGGCUGGCCUUACAUUGGAGAAUCUCUCUGCUGUAACAACUGAUGAUAGUGGGAACGAAACUUUUGUUACUGGCGGUGCAUUGGAUCGUAUACAGAAGUCCAUUGAACUGGAUCGGCUUGCUCUGUAUUUGGAUUCUGAUACAUUGCAAUGGUAUAUCGAUAAACCGUGGGAGGAUUUACUUCCUGUUGAGUGUGUUCAGGUAUUCAAAUUUGGUACAAAAGAUGGUAGACCAGCUGAUCAUCCUAUAGAAGAGCACAACUAUAUCCUGCAACCAGUCACUGGCGAUGCAAAGUACUUGAAGCUGCGGCAGAAUGAAUCUUCUAAUAGUGAUCAGCCUCUCCAGAAAGCUGUAGUGAGCCUGGAUAAUGUGACACUUUGUUUAACAAAGGAUGGAUACAGGGACAUCUUAAAAGUGGCUGACAACUUCACUGCAUUCAAUCAGAGGUUAAAGUAUGCCCAUUACCAUCCGCGUUUCUCUUUGAAGUCAAAUCCAAGGUCUUGGUGGAAGUAUGCUUACAAAGCUGUUUCUGAUCAUAUGAAGAAGGCUAGUGGAAAAAUUUUAUGGGAGCAGGUUUUGAGAUAUGCAAGAUUGCGAAAGAAAUAUGUAUCCCUAUAUGCAUCACUGCUUAAAUCUGACGUGAAUCGACUAGUAGUUGCCGACAAUAAAGAAAUUGAGGAACUAGAUCGUGAACUUGAUAUUGAACUUAUACUGCAAUGGAGGAUGCCUACUAAGGUGUUAACAUACAAAACACCACUCGAUUGCCUAAAAUCAUCUUUUCCUGGAACAAGGUUGUUUUCUGAGUUACCUGUCAAACUUUUUGGAUGUACUGUCUAUGCUCCUGGGGAGACAAGUGAUGUAGAAGACAAUUUUUGGGACAUUUCUAUCCUACUACCCAAUGUCAUUUAUCCUACACAAAAACCAUGCAUUUCUGAGAGUGGUCGCUUUGAAAAUCCAAAUUCAAGUGUUUCUAAUAACGAUUACCUAGGAGAACCAGGUUUGUUGGUGCCUAAUGAAGGAGAUUCUCGUUCAGGGGGAGAAGUACUACAAACUAAUCAACGUGAUUUGAAUUCUGAGCUUCAGUUUUAUACUAGGAAGAGAUUUCAUUUGAGAAAUAAAGACUCAAAUAUCAACCCUGCACAAAACCAAUCUGAAGAUUUAAGUUCUGGUGUCGAAACUUCAGGUAAUCCUAUCCCUACUACACCUUUGAUUUCCUCCACUUUGUCCAACAAUUCACCUAGUAUUCCUGAUCUUGAUGUCCCUAUAGCACUUAGGAAAGGUGUCCGAAAUUGCACUCAACAUCCCAUUGCAAAAUAUCUUUCCUAUCACAGACUAUCAAAAAACCAUAAAGCUUUCACAUCUAGGAUUUCACAUUUGUUUGUUCCAAGGAAUAUACAGGAAGCAUUGGAUGAUCCGAAUUGGAAAUUAGCAGUCAUGGAGGAGAUGAAUGCUCUAAGGAGAAGUGGUACAUGGGAGAUUGUCGAUCUAACCAAAGGAAAGAAAAUAGUCGGGUGUAAAUGGAUGUUUACAAUAAAAAGUAAAGCUGAUGGAAGCGUUGAGAGAUACAAGCCGAGAUUGGUGGCUAAAGGCUUUACUCAGACAUAUGGGAUUGACUACCAAGAGACUUUUGCUCCUGUUUCUAAAAUAAAUUCUAUUAGAGUGUUGUUAUCUCUUGCAGUGAACUCCGAUUGGCCUCUACAUCAACUUGACGUUAAAAAUGCAUUUCUCAAUGGUGAUCUAGAAGAGGAGGUAUAUAUGAGCCUACCGCCAGGAUUUGAGAAGAAACUUGGCAGUAACAAAGUAUGCAGAUUACAUAAGUCACUAUAUGGACUCAAACAGUCACCAAGAGCUUGGUUUGACCGCUUUGGAAAGACAGUUAUCAGUUAUGGCUUAUUGCAGAGUCAAGCUGAUCACACAGUAUUUUAUAAAUAUUCAAAAGAUGGUAAAGUUGCAAUUUUGAUUGUUUAUGUUGAUGAUAUUAUUCUCACUGGUGAUAAUGAAACAAGAUUAACUAUUAUGAAGAAAAGACUAGCAAAGGAGUUCCAAAUUAAGGACCUGGGAGCACUUAAGUAUUUCCUUGGAAUGGAAUUUGCAAGAUCUAAGGAAAGCAUAUUUGUCAAUCAGAGAAAAUAUGUUCUUGAUCUCCUUGGAGAAACAGGUCUACUUGGUUGUAAGAUGGUUGAAACUCCGGUUGAGCCAAACUUGAAGUUACAAGCUGCUAAGGUUGAAGAAGUAAAGGACAGGGAACAAUAUCAGAGACUUGUAGGGAAGUUGAUUUACUUGUCUCAUACACGGCCUGAUAUUGUUUUUGCAGUUAGCAUGGUAAGUCAAUUCAUGCACUCACCAGGGGCGGAGCAUUUCGAGGCCGUCUAUAGGAUCUUAAGAUAUUUGAAAGGAAUUCCAGGAAGAGGCUUAUUGUUCAAGAAACAUGGACAUCUUCAAGUUGAAGUCUACACAGACGCAGAUUGGACAGGAAGUGUUACAGACAGAAGAUCAACAUCUGGAUACUGUUCCUUUGUUGGAGGAAACCUAGUUACAUGGCGGAGUAAAAAACAAAAUGUGGUAGCUAGAAGUAGUGCUGAAGCAGAAUUCAGAGACGUUGCCCAUGGAAUCUGCGAGGCGAUGUGGAUAAAAAGGAUUCUUGAAGAAUUAAAGUUUUCUUACUCGACUCCAAUGAAGGUCUAUUGUGACAACAAAGUUGCUAUUGCUAUUGCUCAUAAUCUAGUGUUUCAUGAUCGCACGAAACAUAUAGAAGUGGAUAAACAUUUCAUCAAGGAGAAAGUCAAUGCGGGAAUAAUAUGCAUGACAUAUCUUCCAACUGAUGAACAAUUAGCUAAUGAGCCUUGUACUCAUUCAAGAAAUAAGACACAUAUUAUUUCUUCAUUCUUUUCUAAUUCCUUCCAAUGGUUCUGUGGCAAUAAAAGUUACUUGAAUGUUGUUCACUUUGAAAUAAUGACAAUUCUGGUUCAAGACAUCAAUUUAAAUGUUGGUACUGAAUCAAAAUUAAGUGAAAACAUUAUUAAGGAUGUCAAGGGGGUUUCUAUUAUCAUCCACAGGUCCCUUCGAGAUCAUCAUGUACCAAGUACUGAAGCUGCAAUCAAGAUAGAGGAAUUGAAAGCAGACUUGUCAGACAGGGAUUACAAGAUUGUUAUUGAAUGUGCACUUUCGAAUAUAUCUGAGAUCCCACAUAGUGUUCCACCAGUAAAAAAUAAUUUUUUUUAUCUCAACUAUGGUGAAACUUGGACUAUUCUGAAAGUUUCUGUUGUUAUAAGUCUCGUUGAAUUAAGAUUAUAUGUUGGGGAAGAACGGGGUUCACCUCUAGCCACUGUACAGGCAAGAGGUGCAUGGCUUCUUUACAAGUCUAAUACAUUAGGUAAAGGUUUUCUUUCAGCAAGUCUUAAGAGCUUUUCUGUGAUUGAUGAUCGUGUUGGAACUAAAGAAGAAUUUAGGUUGGCAAUAGGGAUGCCAAAGAAUCCUCUGGUUUGUGUUGAUGAAACCACGGGCCAGGUCAUAUAUAAUGCAAACGUUAGGAAAGAAAAUAAUAUUAAAACAUUUCCAACGAGGUUUCUUCUUGAUGCUAAUUUGGUUCAAUUCUCGACAUCUUUAUCUGUUUGUUUCCAAAGGCCACAAGUUCUUGUAGCACUGGAUUUUUUGCUGGCAGUUGUUGAGUUUUUUGUUCCUGCAGUUUGUAGUAUGCUAUCAAAUGAAGAAGAUCUAAAGUCUUUACGUAUGGUAGAUGCAAUUAUUCUUGAUAAGUCAACAUUCACCCAACCAUCUGCUCAGUUCUCAUUGUCACCUCUGAAACCUUUAAUUGCCGAUGAUAAAAAGUUUGAUCAUUUUAUUUAUGAUGGUAAUGGUGGAAUAUUGCAUUUACAAGGUAGAGAAGGAGUUGAUCUUUCUGCACCUAGUAACGAGACUAUGAUAUAUGUUGGGAGUGGGAAAAUAUUGCAGUUCAAGAAUGUUCAUAUCAAGGAUGGAUAUAUAGAUUCAUGUAUUUCACUGGGAUCCAAUAGCUGCUACUCUGCUUCAAAGGAUGACCUUGUCUACUUGGAGGGAGGGGAUGAAGGCCAACAAGUGGAUGCUUCAAGGAAAAUUACUAGUGAUAUGUUAACUCAAAAUGCUAUGGUUGAUAAAUCUUCCGAGUUCAUCAUUGAGUUUCAGGUAAUUAGUUCUGAACUGACUUUUUAUAAUGCAUCAAAAGAUGUGGGGGAAUCUCAAGUCUUAUCUAACAAACUUUUUCAUGCUCAGUGGGAUGUGUUUGGAAGGCUAGUUAUGAAAGGUGAUACCGUUGAGAUGAAUGCAAAUGCCCUUGGCUUGACAAUGGAGAGUAAUGGGAUCAACACUUUGGAGCCCUUUGACACCUCAAUUAAGUAUUUGAAUUCUUAUGGAAAGAUAAAUAUACAUUUAUCUGUUUCAGACAUAUUAAUGAAUAUUUCAUUUAGCAUCCUGAGACUUUUUUUAGCUGUUGAAGAAGAUAUUUUGGCCUUUCUAAGUACAACAUCAAAGGAAAUCACUGUUGAGUGUUCUCAGUUUGACAGAGUUGGAACAAUUAAAAAUCCUAACAAUGACCAUAUAUAUGCCUGUUGGAGAGCUCGUGCCCUAGUGGGUUUUGCAGUUCUUGGUGACUAUCUAACGCCAUUGGACAAACCACCUACAAAAGGUAUUUGUGCUGUAAAAAUCAACUAUUUCAGAGUCAUCAGACCCGUAUCUUUUAAAAAAAUAUGGCCACCAAUAGAUUCCAUAGGCAUCUCCAGUGAAGGUGAAAUUAAAUCCGAAAUAUUGUCAAAUGGCGAGCAAGAAAGCAACUGCUCUGUUUGGUUCCCUGAAGCUCCUGAAGGAUACAUUGCUUUAGGUUGUGUGGUUUCCCCUGGGAAAUUGCAACCAUCAUCGUCUUCUACUUUCUGCAUCCCGGCUUCUUUUGUUUCUCCUUGUUCACUCAGGGACUGCAUUACCAUCACCAAUCAUCUAGCAUUUUGGCGUGUGGAUAAUUCUCUCGGGACCUUCUUGCCAGCAGAACCGACAACUUUGAGGUUGUUAGCUGCAGCAUAUGAAUUGCGCCAUAUAAUUAUUAGGUCUCCUGAAGUCUAUCCUAAACCAUCUAGAGUUUCGGAAAUCCAAACUUCUUCACAUGGUUGUGUCAACAAUCGGCAGUUUGAAAAUUCAUCAGUUGUAAAUAUUGGUCGAUGUUUUGAAGCUGUUGCUAGUUUUAAGUUGGUUUGGUGGAAUAGAGGUUCGAGCUCAAGGAAGCAACUAUCUAUAUGGCGUCCAAUGAUCUCCCUAGGAAUGGUGUAUUUUGGUGAUAUUGCUGUUCAAGGGUAUGAACCUCCUAAUACAUGCACAGUUCUUCAUGAUAGUGGAGACGAUCAUUACAAAGCUCCUAUAGGAUUCCAGCUUGUUGGAAAAAUUAAGAAACAGAGAGGAAUUGACAGUGUUACUUUUUGGUUGCCUCAAGCUCCUCCAAGUUAUGUUUCUUUGGGUUGUAUUGCAUGUAAAGGUCCACCAAAGCAACAAGAUUUUUGCACAUUAAGAUGCAUACGGAGUGAUAUGGUAACUGGAGAUAAAUUUUUGGAAGAAAGUGUUUUGGACACAUCAGAUGCCAAGUUUGGUACAGAACCAUUUAGCAUUUGGGUUGUUGCUAAUGACUUGGGGACUUUUGUUGUCCGUGAUGGGUCCAGAAAACCUCCAAAAAGGUCUGCUUUAAAGCAGGUGGAUCCAUGUUUACACAGUGCUUCAGACAAUACUGUCCUUGAUGCAGAAAUAGGGACCUUUUUCGUAGCCCUUUUUGAUGACUUCAGUGGCCUGAUGGUUCCAUUGAUUAAUAUAUCAUUGAGUGGAAUAGCAUUUAGUUUACAUGGAAGAUCUGACAAAUUAAAUUCUACUGCUAGCUUCUCUUUGGCGGCCAGAUCAUAUAAUGAUAAAUAUGAAUCCUGGGAGCCAAUUGUUGAGCCAAUGGAUGGGUUUUUAAGGUAUCAGUAUGAUCCCAACUCCUCUGGCGCAGCAUCUCAGUUACGUUUUACCUCCACAAGGGAUCUCAACUUGAAUAUCUCAGAGUCUAAUGCUAAUAUGAUUAUUCAAGCUUACGCAAGCUGGAAUAAUCAUAGUGAUAUUCAUCAAUAUCAUAAAACACAGGAAGUACUUUGUCCAACCUCUCCGGCAAGAUCUAUUGUUGAUGUCCACCACAAGAGAAGUUACUACAUCAUCCCACAAAAUAAACUUGGUCAUGACAUUUUUAUUCGAACUACUGAGAAUAAAGGCUUUGAAGAUAUUAUUAGAAUGUCAUCUGGGGAUAUGAAGCCUAUAAAAGUUCCUGUUUCAAAAAAUAUGCUGGACUCUCAUUUGAAAGGAAAGCUUUGCGGGAAAAUUAGAACAAUGGUAACAGUCAUUAUCGCAGAUGCAAUGUUACCCAGAGUUGAAGGGUUGACUUCUCAUCAUUAUACUGUGGCUGUUCGCGUUUCUCCUGAUCAUAGCCUUCCAAGUGAAUCACUGAUUCAUCAACAAAGUGCACGUACAUGCGGGCGCACCUCAAGUCACGUGUCUUCUGAUAUUGAAUUGGUUGACUGGAGUGAAAUAUUUUUCUUCAAAGUUGACUCCCCAGACACCGACUUAAUGGAGCUAAUUGUUGCUGAUGUAGGAAAAGGUGACGUUAUCGGAUUCUUUUCUGCACCCUUGAAUCAGAUAGCCAUGCACAUCACAGAUGAUUCCCCUCAAUAUGAUCUGAUCAAUAGCUUAAUGUGGAUGGACUUAUCCUUGUCAGAAGCUAUGAAUGCCUCUCAAGCAGAUAGGAGGGGGAAGAAGUCGGGUGGGAAAUUAAGAUGUGCUGUAAUUUUGUCCCCAAAAUCUAACAUUGAUGAGACAAAUGAAUACUUUGUUGGUGGCAUUAAAUCGAGAUUCAUUCAGAUAAGCCCUAACAUGGAGGGCCCUUGGACUACAGUGCGGCUGAACUAUGCAGCACCAGCUGCUUGUUGGCGUUUAGGAAAUCAUGUUGUGGCUAGUCAAGUUAAUGUAAAGGAUGGCAAAAGAAAUGUAAAUAUUAGGUCUCUGGUCUCUGUACAUAACAACACAGAUUUUGUACUUGAUUUAAAUCUCGUAUCCUACGCUUCCAGUGAAAUAAUGGAGAGACCUGCUGACAAAAACACACCUGAAGGUAUACAAGUUGAUGGUAACAGAAUUCAGACAGAUGAGUUCUUUGAAACUGAAACAUACGAUCCAAGUGUUGGAUGGAUUGGCUACAAAGCUCAAUUGAAUCAGAUCAACCACAAGCUGGAGGCUCCCAGCAGAUUGUGCAUUCAUCAUUGGAUAGCAACCUCUGGAGUUGAGUUACCUUCAGGUUGGGAGUGGGUAGAUGAUUGGCACUUGGAUAAAUCAACAAGUACUGGGGGUGGAUGGAUUUAUGCUCCAGAUAUAGAAAGCCUGAACUGGCCCGAUUCAGAUGAUUCUCUAAUAUCUUUGAAUUCUGCUAGGCAAAGAAAAUGGAUCAGGAAUAGGAAACAAAUAUCACUUGAUGCAAGGAAGGAUAUAUUUGUUGGCCAGUUGAAACCUGGUGAUACUGUGCCACUUCCCUUAUCAGCCUUAACUCAGUCUGCACCAUUUGUGUUUCGGUUGCGACCUUCGAGUUUUGGUGGUUCUGAUAAGUAUUCUUGGAGUUCUGUAGUUAGAAAUCCUGGUCAACUGAAAGUUUCUGGAAAGCCUAAGGGAACUUCUGAGAUAUAUGUAUCAGCUCUCACUGAGUCUGAGGAAUUGCUGUGCUGCAACCAGCUAAGUGAGAUAUCUUCGAAUGGUUCUUCACAUAAAAUCUGGUUUUGUUUAGGCAUGCAAGCAACUGAGAUUUCAAAAGACAUCCACUCGGAUCCUAUCCUGGACUGGAGUAUUCUGAUCAAAUCCCCAUUAUCUAUUACCAACUAUCUUCCUUUUACUGCUGAAUAUUCUAUCCUUGAAAUGAAAACAAGUGGUCAUUUCAUUCCCUGCUCCAGAGGAAUAUCACACCCUGGAAGAAUUGUAAAUAUAUACGGUGCUAAUAUAUGUAAUCCUUUAUUCUUUUCACUACUUCCACGAAGAGGAUGGUUGCCAUUACAUGAAGCUGUUCUGAUCUCACAUCCUCGUGAAAUUCCAUCCAAAACAAUAAGUUUGAGAAGUUCAAUCACUGGAAGGAUUGUUCAACUCAUUAUUGAGCAAGAUUAUGACGAAGAACAAACAAUGAUGUCAAAAACAAUCAAAGUCUAUGCUCCUUAUUGGUAUGUCUCCAUCGGCGAUAUAGCUCGUGCUGGAAGUCAUCCUCCUAAUGUUGCUGCUGUGUACAGAAGCAUUGACAAGCUAUUUGCACGUCCUGUGGGUUAUGACCUGGUAUGGAGGAAUUGCAUGGAUGACUACACAACUCCUGUGUCGAUUUGGUAUCCACGGGCUCCCAAGGGAUUCACCGGUCUCGGAUGCAUUGCGAUACAAGGUUUUGAGGAGCCAGAAGUCGGCAUAGUACAAUGCGUGGCAGAAACAAUGGUGGAGGAGACGACAUUCGAGGAGCAGAAAGUAUGGUGUGCACCAGAAUCAUAUCCGUGGGGUUGUCAUGUUUACCAAGUCCGAAGUGAGGCUCUUCAUUUUGUUGCUCUAAGAGAAAACAAGGCCACAAACUGGACACCCAAGAUGAUUCCUGAUGAUUUCCAGCCCCACCAAUCCAAAGAAGAAACCCGCUGAAU
Molecule: messenger RNA, 9293 nt
Organism: Hibiscus syriacus
Lineage: Eukaryota; Viridiplantae; Streptophyta; Magnoliopsida; Malvales; Malvaceae
Biological process (GO): protein targeting to vacuole; protein retention in Golgi apparatus
Cellular component (GO): extrinsic component of membrane
Source: RefSeq, a predicted model, not a curated record